AUGGAAGACGCGUUCUGCAGGACUGCUGAAGAGGUUCUCGAAGCAUUUCAAGUACGCAAGGACUAUGGCCUCACUGAGGAACAGGUGGCGCUGUACGCCCAGCGGUACGGUAGGAACGUAACAGCUCGUGAGGAGAGCGCACCGCUGUGGCAGCUUGUCGUGAAACAGUUUCAGGAUCAGUUAGUUUUAAUACUUUUGGGUGCUGCUGGAAUUUCUUUUAUUCUAGCUUUAUUUGAGGACGAUGAGGAUCGGGUAACAGCGUUUUUUGAGCCUCUGGUUAUCGUCUUGAUUCUCGCUGCGAACGCUACUGUCGGUGUGAUUCAGGAGACCAACGCAGAGAAGGCGAUAGAAGCCUUACGGGAGUAUGAACCGGACGACGCUACCGUCUUGCGCUGCGGAGAACUUCGGCGGGUGCGGUCAGAAGAGCUUGUUCCCGGUGAUAUUAUCGAGGUUUCUGUGGGUAUGCGCGUUCCAGCGGACUGUCGCAUCAUCGAACUUGCCUCCACGGUACUCUACGCGGACCAAUCCGUCCUCACCGGGGAGAGCAUCAGCGUGAGCAAGUCUCCAGAGGCUAUAACGGACACGCAGUGCAUGAUUCAGGACAAGACCUGCCUGCUAUUCGCAGGUUGUACGAUUGUGCGCGGCAAGGCCCGGUGCGUUGUUACUCAAGUCGGUGAACGAACGGAAAUCGGGAAAGUGCGCCGCAAUAUCGCAGAAACAAAAGCGGUGAUGACGCCUCUCAAGCGCCGCUUGGAUGAGUUCGGCUCACUCCUCAGCAAAAUCAUUCUGUUGAUCUGCGUUCUGGUGUGGCUGAUCAAUAUUCGAAACUUUUGGAACCCCGAGCACGGGGGGUUCCUUCGAGGUGCAGUCUAUUAUUUCAAGAUAGCUGUUGCUUUGGCUGUAGCAGCGAUACCAGAAGGUCUGCCUGCUGUUGUAACGACAUGCUUGGCACUCGGUACAAAACGAAUGGCCCGCAAGAAUGCGAUCGUGCGCUCGCUGCCGAGCGUGGAAACGCUGGGAUGCACCAGUGUUAUCUGCUCGGACAAGACAGGAACCAUCACGACGAAUCGCAUGUGUGUGACGCGUGUCUUGCUGGUGAGCGAUGUGCUCCCCGCCGGCGAUGGAAAGCUUCUGGACCUCGAAGUGACGGGCCACGGAGACUUCUCACCGUUUGGAAAUGUUGUCUACAACGGUUCAGUCUUGGAGAGUCCCCUGAAGAGCCUGCCCCCGUUGGCGGAGCUGAGCAUCGCGGCAACCUUCUGUAACGAUGCUUCAAUCACCUUCAACAUGAAAGGAAGACAGUACGACAAAAUCGGGGAAGGGACUGAGGCAGCCCUGAUCACGCUGGUGGAGAAGCUUCGCACGCCCGAUGAACACUACAAUGCGGAAAUAUCUCACAUGCCUCUCGUGCAACGUGCAACGGCAACCAGAGCCUACUGGAACCGGCUCUUCGAGCGCGUUGCAACACUAGAAUUCACCCGCGAUCGCAAAUCAAUGAGUGUCUUUUGUCGUCGUUUAUCUGACGAGUCGCUCCAUAUGUUCGUGAAGGGCGCUCCCGAACGCAUUCUGGAGAACAGCGAUUAUGUAUGCAUUGGCAACGGUAUGCGUAUUCCGAUCACGCCGGUGCUUCGUCGUCAGCUUCUGGAUGCGGUCGCGAGUCUCAGCAGCGGUGUCCAUGCGCUGCGAACGCUCGCGAUUGCAACUAGAGAUCAUCCACCAGCAUUGGAAACCGUAGAUAUGCGCGACACCCAAAGCUUUGCGCGAUACGAAUCCAACCUGACGUUCAUUGGGCUGGUCGGGAUGAUUGACCCACCGCGGGAGGAGGUGCGUGCUGCCAUCGAGACCUGUGCGCUUGCCGGAAUCCGCGUGAUUGUUAUCACCGGAGACAACAAAGCAACCGCUGAGGCUAUCUGUCGACAGGUGGGUAUAUUUGAUGACUACGAAGAUCUCUCAGGGAAAAGUUACACUGGUCGAGAGUUUGAAUUGCUUCCCGAGGAUGCACGUCGCCAGGUCGUCCGAAGAGCGCGUCUUUUUGCGCGCGUCGAGCCGCUCUGCAAACAACGCAUCGUGACGCUUCUGCAAGAGCGAGGUGAAGUAGUCGCCGUCACCGGCGACGGUGUGAACGACGCUCCGGCCCUGAAAGCUGCAGAUAUCGGCAUCUCCAUGGGUACCGGGACUGCCGUUGCAAAGGGUGCCGCGGACAUGGUACUCGGCGAUGAUAACUUCGCCACGAUCGUUGCUGCGGUAGAAGAGGGUCGCGCGAUCUACGAAAACAUGCGACAGUUCAUUCGAUAUCUCAUCUCGUCGAACAUCGGGGAGGUUUGGUGCGUUUUCCUUACCGCUGUGCUGCAUACACCCGAAGCGCUGGCACCGGUGCAGUUACUCUGGGUCAAUCUGGUGACUGACGGUUUACCAGCUACCGCGCUUUCCUUUAAUCGACCGGCCAAGAACAUCAUGCAGCAACCACCGCGACCCAGCAAUGAGCACAUCGUGAAUGGGUGGCUUCUCUUCCGCUAUCUCGUCAUCGGUACUUACGUAGGUGUUGCGACAAUCGCUGGGCUCAUCUGGUGGUACAUGUUCUAUGCAGGCGGACCUCAACUCUCCUGGUCUGAACUGCGCCUGCAUCGACAGUGCCAGUCUGGAAACGACUUGGGUACAGGUCUCGCUAUCAGCUGCGACAUUUUCCGAAGCAGGCACCCGAGCACUGUCUCCUUAUCCAUACUCGUGACCAUCGAGAUGCUGAAUGCACUGAAUUCUCUCGCUGAAAACGAGAGUAUUACCAUCGUCGGACCAUGGACGAACCCGUUCCUCGUACUCGCGAUAUGCCUGAGUUUGGCGCUUCACGCGAUCAUUCUUUAUGUGCCGUUCUUCAAUCGUGUAUUUGCAACAGCCCCGCUCGAUUUUCAAGAAUGGGUAGCAGUCCUAUGGCUCAGUCUGCCGGUGGUAUGGCUCGAUGAAGGGCUCAAAUAUUUCAGUCGACUGCAGAAACGUCGUCAAACAAUCAAGAAGAUGCGGUAA
This is a messenger RNA of Cyanidioschyzon merolae strain 10D, 3018 nucleotides long. RefSeq names its product calcium-transporting ATPase, endoplasimc reticulum type. Gene Ontology annotation, biological process: calcium ion transmembrane transport; intracellular calcium ion homeostasis. Gene Ontology annotation, cellular component: membrane. NCBI's taxonomy places the organism in Eukaryota, Rhodophyta, Bangiophyceae, Cyanidiales, Cyanidiaceae. The record is from RefSeq and is a predicted model, not a curated record. The transcript has a single exon. The coding region runs from base 1 to 3018 and encodes 1005 amino acids. Gene Ontology annotation, molecular function: ATP hydrolysis activity; ATP binding; P-type calcium transporter activity.